Molecule: messenger RNA, 3312 nt
Organism: Paramecium sonneborni
Lineage: Eukaryota; Ciliophora; Oligohymenophorea; Peniculida; Parameciidae
Source: the annotation of a GenBank genome assembly
AUGAAUAUAGAUUAAUUAUUAAAUGUAGUAGCAGAAAGAAUAGAUGAUUUAGAUAUAAGUAGUGUAGUAUAGCAUUAUUUAUUUGAAUUGGCUUAAAUGGCGGAUGAUAAUUAAAAUUAGGUGAUAGAUUUACAAAGUUUUGUAACUUUUUUUGUUUAACGAAUGGAGGAGAGUGGUUUAGAAGGAUUGAUAACAAUAACAAGAUUAUUAUAAUUUUAUCAGGAUGUUCGUUCCCAAAUAUAAUGCUGUGUAUAAUUAAAGCAUAUAACAGACUAUUUAAUAUCGAGUGCAGAAUAAUUAGAUAUUUAUUUUAAUAAGAAGUUUCUUCCAAAGCAUUAGAUGAGAACAAAAAAGCGUUAACUAAUUGCUUCAGAGAUAUCUCCACCAGAAAUAUUGGGGUUGAAUUAAGAUAUGCUUAGGAGAAUCAUAAAUGAUCUAAAGACUAUAGAUACAAAUAGUAAGACAUAAAUAAUAUAGGCUAUAAAUCAUUAAAAUGAAUUAUUUCUAUUGAUGCAAUUUCAAGAGAAGAUUAGUUUACAUAUAGGAUUUGAAUUUUAGAAAUUUAUACGAUUAAAAAAGAAUGAUGAAGGAAAUUAUAUACAAUUAAUAAGUUAUGGUAAUAAUAGAUUAGGAUGUGUUAUGCGUGAUUUAACUAUUGUAUUCUGGGAUUAAAGUGAUGGAUAUUAAUUUGAUUAUAAAGUUUAAAACAGUGUAGAAAUACAAAAAUUGAGAUAUCUUCAUCUUUAAGAUUAAUGGAUUAGUGUUAAUAAAUAGAAUUAAAUAAUGAUUUGGAAUUUAGAAACAGCCAAUUAUAUUUGUAUCACUUAACAAAUAAACUAAAUUAUAGACAUUUCAGAAAUUGAUCAUCUUCAAAUGCUAUUAGUGAUAUCAAAUCCAAAUAUAGUAAAUUGUUUCGAUAUGUUUGAAUAGAAAUUCCUAUUCAAAUUUUAUACUCUUCACAAUAUUAUAACAAAUGUCAAGUAUUCAAGAACAUUUUAAUUAAUAUUUACUAUUGGAUUAGAUAAUUAAAUUUGUUGCUAUCAAUUACAUACUAAAUAUAAUGAUUAAAAUCUGAAAUGUUAAUUGAAAGGACAUUUAUCCACAAUUAGUUGUAUUGAAUUACUUGAAAAUACAUCUUUAUUAGUAAGUAUUGAUUGUAAAAAUACUAUAAUAUUAUGGGAUAUUAGAUCAUAGUAAAUUCAUUAACAUAUUAAAUUAUAAACUAAGUUAAUGUCCAAAUAGUUAUUCUAUUACAAUAAGUGUUUAUGUUUAAUCACAACUAGAUUAUAAGCUUUACGUUUUGAAUAACAUGAUGACACUCCUAAAAAUACAAAACUAAUUGAACUCAUUUAUGAUUAAUGGAAUCAAAGAAAUAUUAUUGUUACCAGAACAGAUGUUCGGAUUUAGAAUUGUAUUAAUGGCAAAAUAGAAUAUAUUUUAUAGGAUUUCAAAGAUGAAAUUACUGCAGUCUGUCUUAUAGAACAUAAUAAUUAUAUGAUUUUAGGCACAUCUGAAGGUCAUGUAUUAAAAGUCUUAAUAAAAAAUGGAGAAAUCAUUUAAUAAUGGGAUCAAUUAUUCAAUGAAGAGAUAAUUAAAAUCUCAUAUGAUGAAACAUCCAAUCUACUUCAUAUUUUAAAUAUUGAAUCUUCUCUAAAAUGUCUCCCCUUGUAACAUCUUAAUGUACGUAAAGACAAUGUUGUUGCAAAAGAUAAGCGAGCACUUAGAUAAUUGAUUCACCAUUCAUAAGUUAAUAUUUGUACCUUCAAUCUAUCUCAUGGUUUACUUAUCACCAGCAACGAUGAGUUAAUUACUAUUUGGAAUUUAGAAUAUUACUCAGUUGUUAUUCAAAUCUAAUUGGAAGAAUAAGCUAUUGCUACAAGCAUUUUAAUUUCUAAUAAUAAACAAUUCUUCAUUGUAGCUACAAAUCAAGGCCAAUUAUAUUUCAUAUCCAUCAUAUCCAAAAAUGAUCAUUAUGUUUGUGCUAUUGAAUUGAUUCUUAACUUUGAUGAUGGACUUCUUAUGAUUACUAGUCUAAUUGAUAGAAAUUAUGCUACUCAAAUGUUAAUUGAUGACUCUGAUCUUAUAGUUGGAUUGAAAAAUGGAUACAUGCUAAAAUAUGAUAUUUCAGAACUCAAAAUUUAACCAUAAGAUCCAAUUAACACUAAACCUAAUUAUAAUCCUUAUCGUGUAAUCUAUCACAAUAAUAUUUAAGAACAUUUUAUUGACAAUUAUAGAAUUAUUAAUUCUUAUCUUGUUAAGGAUAUCAAUAUGAGUUAACAUCUCAUAUAACUUCAACGUUCUCCAAAUUAAAAAAUCAAAUAAAAGUUUAGAACUGGAAUGUCUAGAUUGAGUGCUAUUAAAAAUAUGGCUGGGUAAUUUUAUGAUUAACAUUUUGAUACUCCCAAUCAAACACCUACUUUAAGUGUCUCCAUUCACUCUGAUACCAUAAUUCAAUUAUCGUAUAUGCAAAUAGACCCCUUUGAAGUGCUUUUUUCAACCAAAACUUAACUUAUAAUUUCUGCAAGCUGUAAUGAUGUUAUAAAAAUUAUUAACAAAUCUUUUGAAGUUUUAUGUUUGUUUGAAAUUAACAAUCCUACUUCUCAUUUUUGGAAUCUUAACGCACAAACAUAUAAACUUAAAGCGCACAUUCUUUUUGCUCUCGAAUUACUCAAGUCUAUUUAACAUAAACUUACAAAAGAAAAAUAAAUGUCCUAUAACAUUGACAAUAUAUUAAGAGAAUGUUCCUUAAUAUAUAUCAAAAACAAAUAUUAUCCUCCUAAAAUUUAAAGUCAUACCAUAAACAAUAAUUCUAACAAUAAUACAAAUUCACUUCCUGAUUUAGUUAAUAAAAGUGCUCAUUCUCUAAGAUUUUACAAUGAAAAAAUUAAAUAUCAAAAAUAGUAAUUGGAUAUUUAACAAUAAGAAAAAUAAAUAGAAGAUUCAACCAAGAAAAGGAAUCGCUACUUUUAAACUUAAUAACUGUAAUCUGAAAAGAAAGAGAUUUUAGAUUAUUUAAGAUCUGAAGAAAAAACGAAUGAACAUGAUGAUUUUGCUAAAACUCUAAUUAAUAUUCGUAUGAAAACAGAACCUAAAAGCAAUCUUCAAAUCUCAAAGAUUACUCGAAUUACCAAUUUUACAGAGAUGACAAAUCGUUCUUAAAUUAAAUAUCCUAAUCAUAGUAAGGAAGUUUUCAAUUUGAUUAGAUAAGUCAUAUAAAGUCCAAAUAAAAAAUUAACUGAUAAAGAAAAAUAUGACAUUAAAUAAAAAUUGAAAAUUACAAAAAUGGAAAAGUUCAAGUCUAAAUUAUCUUGA